GCAGCAAAACAAAUCGACGUGAAAUCGCGUGUUGCGUGUUCUUCUUUAGCUUUGACAUUGCGUGUUGCUACUGUUGCUGUUGUGUUAUGUGUUUGUCAAGUGUUUGACUGGAAAGUUGCAAAUUAAAACGGUCUGUCUGUGCUUUAAAAAAAUACACACAAAGUCAGCCUAACAAAGUUGUAUAAAUAGCGUGUUCUGCACUAAGCAUAUGCAAAAAUGACUAAUGACAGAGAUGAGGAAUACAGCAAAUUUGUGCCACAGCGAAUGAGCUAUCAGGUGGUGCCUGGCGCGGAGUUUCAGUGCAAGUUGCCGCUGCAUCAAGGACGCAAGUUGUCCACCAUUGAUGAGCAGGACUUUGAUAAGGCAAAAUGCUGGGGCAUUGUGCGACAGGUAUUGGCAACAUGUGCGGUGUUGGUGCUUUCAACGGGUUGUGGCAUGCCCAUAGGCUACUCCUCGGUGCUGCUGCCGCAGCUGAGCGCCAAUAAUACGGAAAUACCCAUAGACGUGAGCGUGGGAUCUUGGAUAGCUAGCGUGCAUAGCUUGGCAACGCCGUUUGGCUCCUUGAUCUCGGGUCCUUUGGCGGAUUAUUUGGGUCGACGCAAGACGCUGCUUGUGUCGAUUGUGCCGCUAAUUUUGGGCUGGAGCACCAUGGCUAUGGCUAAGUCGGUUACAGCCAUAAUCUUUGCGCGUUUCCUUUGCGGCUUUGCCACGGGCAUCUUAGGAGGUCCUGGUCAGGUCUACAUAGCUGAAGUCACGGAGCCCAAUCUGCGUAGCUUACUCAUUGGUGCACCCUACGUGGCCUAUUCCAGUGGCAUACUGCUCAUCUACUUUCUGGGCAGCGUGUUCUAUUGGCGCAAUGUGGCCUGGUAUGCCAUUGCUUUGCCUACGCUGGCUAUGGUCUGCAUAUUCUGCAUACCUGAGACUCCGGCUUGGCUGCUGCGCAAUGGACAUGAGAGUCGCGCUUUGAAGGCUUUGACUUUUCUGCGUGGCAAGGAGAUCACCGCACAGAAGGAGCUCAAUGAGAUGAAGCAGCGUUUGGAACGGGAACGCUCCACCAGCAAUGCGAACGAGAACAUCUUUCAACUUUGCUGUCGUCCCGAGGCUAUGAAGCCGCUGUUUAUAGCCAUUACCUUCUCGCUGCUGCAGAUGUUCUCCGGCACGUUUAUAGUCAUCUUCUAUGCAGCGGACAUUGUGGCAGAGUUUGGUGCCAUCAAUAAUAUACAGCAGGCGGCCAAUUGGACGGCCCUGGUGCGCUUCGUUUGCUGCUUGAUCUUCUGCGGCAUUCUCAUCUUUGUGCGCAGGCGAAGCAUUAUGAUUAUAUCCGGCAUAGGAUCGGGCGCCUUCUGUCUUGCACUCAGUGUGUUCAUGUAUAUGCGCGUUGGGCAGCCCAAGAUGCCUUACGAUGUCCAGGUGGCAGGUUGGUGUCUGCUCGGCUAUAUUGUCUAUAAUACGCCGCUUAUGGUUAUGCCGGGCAUCAUGAUUGGCGAGCUGUUCCCAGCGCGCAUACGUGGACGCACUGCUGGUGGCAUUUUCGCGUCUAUGAAUGUGGCGUUGUUCAUCUUUGCCAAGGCUUAUCCAGCUCUGCAGUCGUGGCUGAAGAUGCGCGGCGUCUUUAUGGUCUUUGCGGUAUCCAGCUUUUUACUCACCAUCUUCAUGUGCCUGUUUCAGCCGGAGACAAAGGGACGCAGCUUGGAUCACAUCGAGGACUAUUUCAAGGGCAGCAACUGGUUAUGGUUUAGACGUGAUCGCGGCUACAAAGUUUCUCAUCUACAGCCUUUGCAGCCGUUGCACGAAACCAAACCCUUACAAAAGCACCAAGAACAGGCCUAAAUUUUAAGCAAGGAAGCUCCCACUCAAGCAUGUGCAUUUAGUUAUAUACAGGGCUCGUAAGAUUUCAUAGUUAGUAUUAUGCGUAACGCUAAAUUGUCUCGUAAUCUUAGGGUCUUCCCUAUGUUCCUUAGCAUUUAAUAGAUAACUCAACAUUUAUUAAAUUUAAAAUGUGAUUAUUAGUUUUUUAUAGGCUUUAAUGUAAAAUAAAUA
Messenger RNA from Drosophila busckii, 2040 nucleotides. It is a transcript of the gene pippin, whose product is annotated as facilitated trehalose transporter Tret1-2 homolog. Bases 217 to 1830 code for a protein of 537 amino acids. Gene Ontology annotation, molecular function: sugar transmembrane transporter activity. NCBI's taxonomy places the organism in Eukaryota, Metazoa, Arthropoda, Insecta, Diptera, Drosophilidae. The record is from RefSeq and is a predicted model, not a curated record. Gene Ontology annotation, biological process: carbohydrate transport; transmembrane transport. Gene Ontology annotation, cellular component: membrane. The transcript has 5 exons.